GAUCCAAAAAUUUGAUACAUUAUUAGAGGACUCGUCGGUCAAUAAGAAAGAACUUUACGAACAGAUUCUCGAAACUCAUUCAAAAUUUAGCGAUUCUGCGGACAUAAUGUGGAGGACAGCAAAAGUAACGCAUUUAUACGGAAUCUUAGCUCAAAAGGAAUCCAAUAAAGAAUUAAUGAAAAGUUUAGCGUUUGAAACAUUAGAUUAUGCGAAGAAAGCCAUCGAAUUAGACGCUAAUAAUCCUGAAUGUCAUAAAUGGUAUGCGAUAGCCAUCGGAUCGCUCAGUGAUUUCAUUACCACCAAAGAGAAGAUCGCGAAUGGAAACCAAUUUAAGAAACAUUUAGACAUUGCAUUGGGUUUGAAGCCAAAGGACCCGUCGCUGCACCACAUGUUGGGCCGCUUUUGCUACGAAGUGUCGCACCUGAGUUGGGUCGAGCGGAAGGUGGCGUCCGCUCUGUUCUCGAAAGUUCCCGAGUCUUCGUUCGACGAUUCGUUGAGUCAUUUCCGAAAAGCGUAUGAUUUGAGACCCGAAUGGAAAGAGAAUAUUCUGUUUAUAUCGAAGAUUCUGAUGAGUCAGAAGAAGUAUAGCGAAGCCAUUCAAUGGAUAGACAGGGGGUUAGCCAUGAAAAGUGUCGGCGAAGACGAUGUGAUAGCUCACCAACAGUUAGAUUUACUUAAUUCUAAAGCUUCUAAAUAUAAAUAACAAUUUGUUAUAGUUUUAGU
This is a messenger RNA of Medioppia subpectinata, 723 nucleotides long. The record is from the annotation of a GenBank genome assembly. Lineage: Eukaryota; Metazoa; Arthropoda; Arachnida; Sarcoptiformes; Oppiidae.